This is a messenger RNA of Vespa crabro (European hornet), 1298 nucleotides long. RefSeq names its product alpha-ketoglutarate-dependent dioxygenase alkB homolog 4. Bases 281 to 1159 code for a protein of 292 amino acids. Gene Ontology annotation, molecular function: oxidoreductase activity; demethylase activity. The record is from RefSeq and is a predicted model, not a curated record. The transcript has 6 exons. NCBI's taxonomy places the organism in Eukaryota, Metazoa, Arthropoda, Insecta, Hymenoptera, Vespidae. Gene Ontology annotation, biological process: oxidative demethylation.
AAUUAGAUAUAAAAGUAAACAUAGUAAAAGAAGUGAACUGUUAAUAUUCUUAAUUUGUUAUCUUUCACUUUGUUUUUCAAAUUACAAUACACUCGAUAUUUAUAGAAUCACAUAAAUUGUUCGUUUCAAAUUGAUCGUUUAAUAUCCCCAUGACGUUAGUGUAUAUAUAUAAUGUUUGUAUUAAAUGACCUAACCUUUGACUUCGAUUUCUUAACCUCACUUUUUAUUUAAAGUUGUUUUUCAUGAUAACUUGUAUUGAGAAACUUGUAUUUAUGAAAAAAUGGAAACCGUACGACCAUGUGGUUGUAAAGGAAUUCGUACAUGUUUGAUUUGCGAAGAACAAUUUAACAUAACAAAACCGGAUUUGAAAGAAAAGUUACAAGAAAAAUCCUCUUAUGUUUAUUGUCCACAUUGCGAUAAAGCAUGGGCUGGAUGGGAUAUAGAAUUGUACAAGCAACAUCCUCAUCAUAAAGGACAUGCGAUAAAUUAUCCAGGUGUUUUUAUUAAACUUGAUUUUUUAAAUACAGAAGAGACAUUGACUUUGAUGAAGUCGUUAGAUGAAUUACCAUGGGAACCAUCGCAAAGUGGUAGAAGAAAACAAAAUUUUGGUCCAAAGUGUAAUUUUAAGAAACGAAAAUUACGUUUAGGUACCUUCAAUGGAUUUCCACAAUCUACAGAAUUUGUACAGAAGAAGUUCAAUGAAAUUUCACUUUUAAAUAAUUUUAGAACAGUAGAACAAUGCACUCUGGAAUACAAUCCAAAACGAGGAGCUUCUAUAGAUCCUCAUAUAGAUGAUUGUUGGAUAUGGGGAGAACGUAUAGUUACAGUUAAUGUAUUAGGUGAUUCUGUAUUAACAAUGACACCUUAUACCGAAUCGAUUAGACGUUACAAUCUGGAUUAUGUAGAAAAUUAUUCUAAAAUUGAUAAAAAAAUAGAAAUAAAACAAGACAUGGUAAUACGUUUACCUAUGCCAGCAAGAUCAUUGAUGAUUUUAUAUGGACUUGCAAGGUAUAAUUGGGAGCACUCUGUGCUUCGAGAAGAUGUAACAUCAAGACGUGUCUGUCUUGCUUAUAGAGAAUUAACUCCACCAUAUCUUGAAAAUGGCAAACAUGAAAAGGAAGCAUCGGAAAUUCUUGAAAAAGCAAACAAUUUUUGGUAAAAAGAUAAAAUCGAGGAGCGAUCAUCAAGGAUCGUCCUUUUGAUAUACCUUUGCAAUGGCACAAAAAUAACAUAUUUCACAUCUUUCAUAUCGAAUGGAAAUUAUAGGACUAGCAAGUUGCAUGCCCUUUCAAUGGAUA